Molecule: messenger RNA, 1184 nt
Organism: Paraphaeosphaeria sporulosa
Lineage: Eukaryota; Fungi; Ascomycota; Dothideomycetes; Pleosporales; Didymosphaeriaceae
Product: ras-domain-containing protein
Exons: 2
Coding region: 176-1078 (300 amino acids)
Biological process (GO): intracellular protein transport
Cellular component (GO): endomembrane system
Molecular function (GO): GTP binding; GTPase activity
Source: RefSeq, a predicted model, not a curated record
GCCAUCGGAAGUCGCGCCGCACUCACAGUCGUUCUCUGCCGUCCUCCGCUCGCACAGCGUUACCUAGCUGUCUGCCGCCUGCUGCCUUCACCUCCAAGGCUCGGUCCCCGCACUGCUUGUUCGCCGACACCGCGAACCGCCCUCUGCGUCCCAGCGACAGCGUCAGCCACAGGUCAUGGCAAAUAGUCUCGAGGCCAAGAUCGUGGUGCUUGGGAGUCAGGGCGUUGGCAAAACGAGCCUUGUUCAUCGUUACGUCAAAAACGCUUUCACACCGCCCACGACACAGUCCACGAUAGGCGCCUCGUUUGUGACCAAAAAGGUCGUCGACAUCGACACAUCCACCACUGUGCGCCUUCAGAUCUGGGACACAGCGGGACAGGAACGGUUUCGCUCCAUCUCAAAACUAUACUACAGAGGUGCCAAUGCGGGAGUCUUGUGCUAUGAUAUCACCGAUCCCUCGUCGUUUGACGAAAUGGGUCGCUGGCUCAAAGAGCUCAAGCAGAAUCUGGGCGACGACAUAAUCCUGCACAUCGUAGGCACAAAGUCUGAUAUCGUCGCUGAAGAUCCUUCACUGCGUCAGGUUCCGUUUGAACGCUGCAUCGCUUACGUGGCCGAGCAUUUGUAUCCGAACCAGGCCACCCCAGGCGCUGUGUCCACAACAUGGCAAAGCGGAGGAAUGGCAUCACCUCAGAGCAACCGUUCGAGCGGAAUCUGGGGCCAGGAAAUCGGGUGGGAUUGCUGUCAUGAGAUCAGUGCCAAAGAUGGAGAAGGUGUGGAUGAAGUGUUCCGAGUCAUCACAAGAAAGCUGGUCGAACAACAGCAGAAGAAGUUCCAACAGGAGCAGGAAAUGCUUGCACUCGCCGGCGCUACACCUGGUAUCAAUGGCAACGGCAACGGGAACGACUACUUCAACUAUCCUGGCAGCGGGAACGGCAGUUUCCGUUUAGGCGCAGGCGAUAAGAGACGCAGCUGGAUGGGUUUCCCAGCGACACCGAACGUCGGAGGCGACCCGCAGCAGCAUUGGUUAGAGGACGACAUCGAGAGAACCGGCACGAGCAAGGGAGGGAGAUGUUGUUGAUGCAUCCCUAUGUCUUGCGGUAAAGCACACUGUUGUGUGGUAUAACUUGCAGCGCCUUUGCAACUCUCUGAUUUGAUUCACGAUACCACCAACCCCUUUUCGAUAC